CAAAGAAAUUCCACAACGAAACCAACCAACUUGAACACUUGGACUCACUUCUGCAUCACCACUGCGCUCCCGACCAUCCACCUUCGCGACGCUCCUUUUUGUAUUGCCAGCGACAGCAGCGUCCCCAAGUCGACCCUGUUACGUCUAUUCUUCAAUCGAGCCUUCGUCGCGUGUUUCGUGUGUGUGUGUUCGCGGUCUCGCCCAUUCAUGCACCGCUGAGCCGUUGCUCCCAAGAUGGCGGCGGCCGAGGUGGACGUGGGCUAUCUCUCGACCCAGGUCGGCGUACCUGAGCCCGAUCUGAACACGGCCCUUACCGCGCCGACUCCAGACCUGGUCAAGACCAUAUUCCAAGCUGUGAUAGCAAAGAUCCGUGCCCUCGAAGAGGACAAGUUCCAGCUGGGAAUUGAGCUGGAAGGCGCCAUCCGAAGCUCAGAGUCGCGCUGUGAGCAGUUCAAGGCCACCACCGACAAGGCUCUCAAGGAAGUUGACGAGCUCCGUCAAAAACUACAAGAUGAAGAGACCAAACGGCGGUCUAUAGAAAACGAGCUACAGACCCUUAAGUCGUCGGGAUCGACUUCCCUUUCUGAAAUUGAGACCCUCCGUGCACGCAUUGCCUCGCUCGAGACUUCGAAUCGCGAAACCCUGGCCAUUGUCGACUCCAAGACCCAGGCCAACGCCACCCUUGCCGAGGAGCUCCAAACCCAGCACAAGAAGAUCCUCAAGUUGAACCAGGAGGUUACGUCGCUCAAUCAGGCUGUACAGACCGCGCAGACGGCCGCCAAUUCCGCAAAGUACCGUGAGGAGGCCUUGAAACAGGAACUGGAGCACGCGAAACGCACCAAUGACUGGCUGGACAACGAGCUCAAGACCAAGAAUGCCGAGGCGAUCAAGUUCCGCAAAGAGAAGGGUGCUCGCAUCGCCGAGCUGCAACGCCUAAACGAGGACGCGAACUCGACCAUUGAAUCACUCACUAGAAGUGAGCAGGUUCUCCGCAAGCGACUCCAGGAGGCACAGGACAAGGCCGAGGAGACCUUGACAAAGGUCCAGCAACUCCAGGAAGCCGCUGCCCGUACCGAAGAGGGUUUCAAGCAGGAGCUCGAGUCCGCCAAGCGUCUUGUUGAGCUCAAGGAUCAGCAGUCGGAGACUCACCGUAACCGCUUGAAGGAGGUCGAGUUGAGGCUGGAGCAGAUCAAGGAUGAUCACGCCAACGAGAUCAGACGCAUCAGACGCGAGCUCGAACAAGAAAAGGAGGAUCACGCACAGACGGAGCAGCGCGCUCAGGAGCUGCAGAAUGAAGUCGACCGCAUCAAGGCAUCCAGCGAUCUUCGCGGUAGAUCUCCCGGCACUGGACCUCAAACCCCCAAGGGUGAUGGCUCCUUUGCCGCUACUCGCGCGGGAUCUCCCUUCGGUACCCCGCUCUCCAUCCGCGGUAGAGCCGGCCAGCGUGCUACCGAUGCUCUUGAGGAGCUUUACAACGUCAAGGGCCAGCUUGCUGGUGAGAAGAGGCGCUGCAAGAAGCUACAGGAAGAACUUGACGAUGCUGUCGCGAUGCUGGAAGCGAAGAUGCCUGAAAUCGACGAGCUUAAUGCCGAGUCGGAACGUCUCAAGAAUGAAACGAUUCAAAUGUCACAACUCCUCGAGCAGUCUUACGAGGAGCGCGACCUUGCCGUCAAGACCCAGAGGAAGGCCGAGGCAGCUGCAGCUACGGCUCAAGCUGAGGUCAAGAUUCUUCGCGGGCAGCUACGCGAUUUGAGCACUCAAGUCCAUGUCCUCUGCUUCAACAUUCAUGCGCAGGAGAAGGGUCUCGAUAAGUUGACCGAAGAAGAAGCUGCCAAGUUCGAAAGGCUCAAGAGGGGCGAAGUUAGCGAAAAUGCCCUUGACGACAUGUCGGAUACUCACCAGUACAUCACCGAGAAAUUCGUUGCUUUCACAAACAUCUACGAACUGCAGGAGAAGAACCAGGAGCUCCUACGUGUGGUUCGCGACCUUGCCGACAAGAUGGAGAACGAGGAGGCAAUGGCCGAAAAACAGCAAGCAGCCCAGGAUCAUGAAGAGGUCCAGCAACUUCGUCUUGUUGUCACGACACUUCAAGAUGAGGUCAAGUCGAUCACGGUCCGCAUGAAGAGCUACAUGACGGAGAGAGACAUGUUCCGUCGCAUGCUCCAACAGCGAGCCAACCCUGCCGAAAUUCGCGCUGCCCUGGGCGAGGAUGUAAGCCAACGAGAAGUUCUCACUAGUAUCGAGCAAAACUCCACCGAAGAUGCAGACCUCGCCGCGGCCUAUAGGGAGCUACAGGCUCAGUACGACUCUUACCGAAACGACCAAACGACUGAACGGAAGUCUCUCAAGGAGCAGAUCGACAAACUGUCUUCGGAGAAGGGCUCGCUUCAGGCUGAGAUUGCCAAGGUCUCCAGCCAGCUUACGCUCGCUACGGAACGCUACAGCAUGCUGGAAUCCAACUUCAAGGCAGCCCAGAGUGAGAAUCAGCAGCUACAGAAGAGAAAUCAGGCCUUGUCCGAGUCUGGUGUUAAGCAAGAUUUGCGGGUACAGCAGAUUGCUGAGGAUCUGGUUGAGGCUCGUGGCUUGGCUGAGAGUCUUCGCAGCGAGAAUGCCAACCUCAAGGCGGAGAAGAACUUGUGGAAGACGAUCCAAGAGCGUUUGAGCCAAGAUAACGAGAGUCUUGCACAAGAGAAGGCAAGGCUGAACACUCUGUUGACCAACCAGCAAUCCCUUCUCAACGAGCGCGAACUUAGCGAGUCCGAGGCAAAACGCAGACAACAAACCCAGAUCGACGCUCUUGAGGCAGAACUCUCCACUACCAAGCGCAAGCUUUCUGAGGAGAUGGAGGAGAGCAAGAAGAUUCAGCUCAGGAAAGAGUUCGACGCCCAGCAAUACCAGAAACGCAUUGAUGAGCUCACGACGAUGAUCAGCCAGGUCAAGGAGGAGAAUGUGGCCGCCAAGACUACUCGUGAUCAUCUUCAGGCACGUGUUAGUGAACUCGAGGUCGAGCUUCGUAACGCCCAAGAACGUGCCGACCGUCUCCGUCCCCUGCCAACAGCCAGGGCGCAGCCUGCUGAGCAGGGAUCUGCCGAGGAUGAUUCUCAGGCUCGUAUUGAGGAGCUCGAGAAUGAGGUCCAGGAUCUCAAGAACAACAUCGACUUGCUCAACGCGCAGCUUGAGAAUGCCAAGCAACAAUGUGAUAACUUCAAGCAGCUCAGUCGCGAAAUGGAGGAAGAACUCACGAGUGCGAACGAGACCCAAGAGCAAUACCGACAACAGAUGGAUGCGGAUCUCGCAGCCAAGGAGAGCAGGAUCAACGAACUGCAGCAGCGCGUUGAAGGACUUACAGUCGAACUGGGCAACUCCAACAGCGAGCUUAACAUGCUCCGCGAUUCCCAGGCCGAUGUCGCUCGCAAGUUUGAAGACAAGGAGCGCAUGCUCAACAGUGAAAUUGCUCGCUUGAAGGACGAGGAGGAAAGAUACAAGGAAACCUUCAAGUUCCAUCAGCAAGACUUGCGAGCUCAAGCUGAAAUUGCCACCAAGGCCCAACAGGAUUACGAACAAGAACUUGUCAAACACGCAGAAGCGGCUAAAUCGCUUCAGCAGCUUCGCGAAGAGCAUAACCAGCUCAAGACUUAUUCAGCUCAGUGGAGGGCUGAGGCUGAGUCGGCCAAACUUUCUCUGACACAGAGUGAACAAUCUUGGGAGGAGCGGAGACAGCAGCUCGAGCAAGAGAUCGCUGAAAUCAAGGCAAGGAGGGACGACCUAACCGCGCAGAACAAGCUUCUACAUCAACAGCUCGAUGGCGUUACCUCUCAGAUUAGCGCUUUGAAGCAGAGCCGUUCCGCAAUGGAUGAAAGCGCCGAAGGCACACAGAUUUCGGCCAAUGACACUGCUAUUGAAGGUCUUCGGGAACUCAACAACUACCUGCGUCGCGAGAAGGAGAUCCUUGAGGUACAAUUUGAUCUCAAGGUACAAGAAGCGAAUAGGCUUCAGCAGCAGCUUGAGUAUUCUCAAUCACAGCUCGAUGAAGCACGUCUUAAGCUUGAUCAGGAGCGUCGCUCUCAAGCUGAUAGCGCCCGAAACUCACUUACCCACAAGGAGUUGAUGGAUAAGCUGAACGAGCUCAACCUGAUUCGUGAGAGCAAUGUCACUCUCAGGAACGAGAACCUGCGAAUCCAGGCGCAGCUUGCGAUGAAGAACCGAAAGAUUGAAGACCUCGAGAACAGAAUCCAGCCCUUGGAAGCCCGGAUUUCUGAGCUCGAGCUCGACAAAUCUUUCAAGGAGGCCGAGGUCAAGCAACUGCAGGAAGCCCGCGAUGGCCUACAAAAGAGAAUUGAGUCUAUCCUCAGCAAGUAUGGCCAGGCUGACCCUCAAGAAGUCGAGCAGCUCAAGGCCUCGGUCGAGAGCCUGCAAGCUGAGCGUGAAGCUUUCAAGCAGACAGAAGCCGCGCUUGAAGAGAAGCUCAAGGAAGCUGAGACGAACCUAGAGACUGAGCGGACCAACUGGAAGAAUAUGCGGGCCCGACUUGCAGAGGACUUCAAGACCCGUUUCGGUAACGUCAAGACUCAGCGCAACGAGCUUGCUGCUGAGAAGCAAGCGCUUCAGACCACCCUGGAUGCUGCUAAUGAACGGUUGUCAGCCGUUGAGAAGGAUCUGGAGUCGGCAAGACAAGAUCUGGCCAACUUGCAAGCGCAAAACACGCAGCUUCAGGAACAGCACGCGCAGGCUGCAGCGGCAGCUGCAGCGGCAUCUGCAGAACAGACUGUUCCGGCCGCCGUUCCUGCAGCCGCUCCUGCAGAACAGGACCCUCAACUUUUGCAGCAGCUGGAUGCGCUUAGACAAGAAUUGGAAUCAGUCAAAUCACAGAAGGCCGCCCUUGAGACCGAACUCGAAAGCCUCAAGGCCGAACUAGCGACGGCGAUCGCUGAACGCGACGAAGCGCGCGCCGAGGUCGCACGCCUACAGUCUUCUACGCACGGUACUGACACCGAGAUGCAAGAUGUUGAGGCCCCGGCUCAGCCUGCUUCUGCCCCAGCACCUGCUCAAGAAGGCACCGGCCUCUCAGAUGAGGAACGGAAGGCGUUGGAGGAGAGAAUUGCGGCUGCGGAGGCGAAGGCUGCCGAGUUCGAGGCCAAGGCUAAGGACUUGGAAGAGCGUGCUGAUGCCAUUGUCAAGCAGCGUUCUGAGAAGAUGAAGACUGCGCUGAACAAGAGGCUGGCGGAAUCGAAGGAGGCCAUGGAGAAGCAGACGCAGGACGAGAGACAGAAGUUGCAGGCUGAAUACGAUCUCAAGCUCCAGCAAGAGCUCGCGAUCCUGAAGGCCGAGCAGCAGAGCGGCGUGUCUCAAAAUGGCGUGCCAGCGACACCGGCGAAGCCUCCCACUGCCCAAACUGCACAGACCCCAGGUGCCGGUACUCCUGGGCUCCCGGAUCUCGCCAACCUUACCGACCAGCAGACUCGCGAGCUCAUUAGCUCCAACCAGGUCAUUAUGGGGAUUAUCAAGAGUAAUGUCAAGAAGAAUAUCGCCGCAGAGUCCAAGAAGGUCCGCGAAGAAUUAGAGGUGGUCGUCAAGGCGGAGUAUGAGCAAAAGAUCGCCUCAGCGAAAGAGCAAGCGGCUGCUCUUACCGAGAAGAAAUCUGCCCUCCGGCUUAACAUGCUCGAUCGACAGCUCAAGACCGAGAAGGCCAAGACGGCUGUCGUUGAGACCGCAGCAAAGGAAACGCCGCAGAAACCCGUUGUCGAAGUAUGGGAAGUUGCAAAGGUUGCUAAGCCGGCUGCCCCGCCUCCGGCACCACCGGCGGCCACACUACCGGCCCCCCUGAACGCCGCUGCUGUAGUAGUUAAACCUGCUCCUGGAGAGGAGAUCAAGCCUCAGAUUCCCCCGACUCCUACCAACAAGGCGGCGCCCGCUCCGGCCAGGCAAGGCUCUAUCGUAGGUGGACAGGUCGUUGGUAAUCCCUUCGGUCAGCCUGGAGCGAAUCAAUCCCCGGUAACUUCGCAGCCACCUGCCAAUCCUUUCGGUGCCGCGCCCCAGCAGCAACAGAACGCGCAACCACAGCAACCACCAGCCACAAACCCCUUUGGUGCUCCACAAGCGCAACAGCCUGGUCAACAACAGCCUGGCCAACAACAGCAACAAGGGGGCCAGUUCCCUGGUGCUCAGCAGCAACAGAACCAGAACCAACAGGGUAACCGUACCGGCCUCCCAGUUACUGCUAGAGGAGGCGCGAACAACGCUCGUGGUGGACGUGGCGCAUACGGGGCCCAAGGCCGCGGCGGUCAGGGGCCACGCGGUCGCGGUGGCUUUGGCGGACGCGGCGGAGCCAACGCCGCUCAAGGCGGUGGCGGUAUGAAUCCCCAUGCCGGCGAGUUCCAACCCGGUCAACAAGCCGCUGGCAACAAGCGGCCUAGAGGUGACGGGGAGGGAGGAAACCAAGGAGGGCCCAAGAGAGCUCGCGGUGGGGCCAACGUCGGUGGCGGCGGCGGAGGUGCCGGGGGAGGAGCAGGAGCAGGAGCAGGAGCGGCUGGCGGAGGAGGAAACGCGGGUCCCGGUGCCGGUGCUGCUUAGAAAGAGAUAGUAACUAGGAGGCGUGAUGCGGUAAUCUCCUUGGAGGAAACGGAAGAGGGCAUUUUGAGAAUGGUAUGGCUGGAUGGGGAUUAUGUCAAGUUGAAGCUUAAAGUGAAUAAGGAAAACGGCAAAAGCAGUGGUUAUGUAUGGGAUCAACUUGUUGAUAAUAAGGCUUCGUCACAGCAGAGCUUUGAGCUACAUGCUUCUGCGAAACGGGCGGUUAUUGCGAGCGUGGAAGAUGAAAGAAAAUUGAGGAAAACAAUACAGGAGACUGUGGACUGCGUUAUGCCAUAUUGGUCUGCUGCUGCUGGAGAUGGAGAAAAGGAGAAGUGGCAUAGGGGUUUAGCUUUACGUGUGCGAUAAUGGAUUGAUGGAUGGGCUACAAGGUUCUUUUUUUUUUGGCCUCAUUCUUUACUUGCUUCUGUAUUAGUAUCGCUGUCAUUGUCACCAUGGGUAUCCCCGGCUUGUCUUGUGGCAAGUGGCGUGUGUGUCUAGAGCUUUCUUUCUACAGUCGGCAUGUUUACUUUGUUGUUGCUGUCUUUAAAAGUCUAGUUGGCGGUUGAGAAUGGAUAACUGUGUUCCUCUAAGAAGAAACAUCGAUUGCUUAGCGGUCAUCAAACUU
Molecule: messenger RNA, 7192 nt
Organism: Neurospora crassa OR74A
Lineage: Eukaryota; Fungi; Ascomycota; Sordariomycetes; Sordariales; Sordariaceae
Exons: 3
Coding region: 235-6570 (2111 amino acids)
Biological process (GO): mRNA export from nucleus; protein import into nucleus
Cellular component (GO): nuclear pore
Molecular function (GO): structural constituent of nuclear pore
Source: RefSeq, a predicted model, not a curated record